Molecule: messenger RNA, 1106 nt
Organism: Myodes glareolus (Bank vole)
Lineage: Eukaryota; Metazoa; Chordata; Mammalia; Rodentia; Cricetidae
Gene: C23H13orf46
Product: chromosome 23 C13orf46 homolog
Source: RefSeq, a predicted model, not a curated record
GAGCAUGCUCUGGGCCACUUUGCUGGAGGAGAGACAGGGGAGAGAAGCUGGUAGAGAUGCCUUUGGUCUGAGGCUACGCUGGUGGCUCCCUCCUCCCCUCUAGGUCAGGAUGGAAAAAGAUCCCGCCACCCACAGGAGGCACCGGCCUGGCCCUGGAGCCCUGCCCUCAGGAAUAGCCCCUGGAUACUUCAAGGUGGCCAGCGAGGGGGCUGAACUCCAGAGGAGCAGGAGUGUGGGUGGCUUACACCAGAAGGGGGAUCCACCAGUCUGCAUCAGGAAGCUAUUACGCAAGGAGCUAGACUCUGAGGACCAAGGUAAAGACCCAAGAAGUGACACAGAUGAUACCUCCUGUCAGGUGAACCUAGAGGAAGACAGGAAGAAAAGGAACCAGGAUGAGCCCAGAACGCUGGACCAAAAGUAUGGGAAGUCGGAGCCAGAGAAGAGCGACUCAGAGGCCAGCACCUCAGAAAAGGAUGGUGCCCACAAAGGAAGACGCACCUCAGUGGCCGAGGAGCCAGAGUCCGUGAAGCUGAAUAACCUUCUAGAAAAACAGAAACCAUCUGUGUUUGUGGAGAUCGACCUUGGAGACCAUACUGAGGAGGAGGUAAUCACCUGUGCCUUGAGGGAAGAGAAGAGGCCCCCGAUGGACACAGGGGACUUGUCAGAGGAUGAGACAAGGACCAGCUGGGUGUGCUGCAUCCCAUAUUCCACGAAGAAGAAGGCGAGGGACACUGCCAGUGGUUUGGAAAAGGGCCAGAGUGACAGCAGCCAACGGAGACCCAACGCAGGGACCCUCCUUCAACCCAAGGCCAAUUACAGUCCUAGGAACCAGCUAUUCAAUGGGCUGGCCGCCUCAUCGCUCUCCCAGAACUUAAGCUCCAGCUAAAUGCUCACGAAAGGAAACAGCACAACAGGAAGGCUUCGCUGGAGUUACAAUGGCGUACACAGGCAACCUCCAGGCUGCAGCUGGAGAGGAGAGGGACCAAGGUUACCUCUGAACUGACCCUCCCUGCACCCAUAUCCUUGCACCCCCAGGUCCUGGGCCACAGCCUUCCUUAGUACCUUUACCUGGAAGCCUGGUUCUCUAAGGUACUUGGGGAUAUGAA